Chondrus crispus (carragheen) is the source of this 474-nucleotide messenger RNA. Its product is annotated as RING-box protein 1a. The record is from RefSeq and is a predicted model, not a curated record. Gene Ontology annotation, cellular component: nucleus; cullin-RING ubiquitin ligase complex. The coding region runs from base 115 to 474 and encodes 119 amino acids. NCBI's taxonomy places the organism in Eukaryota, Rhodophyta, Florideophyceae, Gigartinales, Gigartinaceae. Gene Ontology annotation, biological process: protein ubiquitination; ubiquitin-dependent protein catabolic process. Gene Ontology annotation, molecular function: zinc ion binding; ubiquitin protein ligase activity; cullin family protein binding. The transcript has 4 exons.
UUUUUCUUUUUCUGCAAGGUCUAUCAAAAGUGCAACGCGUAGGCCACUCCCUCUUCCCUUUCGAACACCAAUUCCCAGUUGCAGCGCCCCCCGCCAUCCGCGCACAAACUCAUCAUGGCGGAUGAAAAUGCCACCGCUGGCAUGGAAAUCGACACCGGCGCCCCCGUCCAACCGGCUGCGUCCGACCCAGAGAACAAGCCGAAGCCCCGCUUCGAAAUCAAGAAGUACAACGCCGUCGCCCUCUGGGCAUGGGAUAUGGUCGUCGACAACUGCGCCAUUUGCCGCAACCAUAUUAUGGACGCGUGCAUCGAAUGCCAGGCUAAUCAAUCCGCGCCGCCGACGGAGGACUGCAACGUCGCGUGGGGCGUCUGCAACCAUGCAUUCCACUUUCACUGUAUUUCGCGCUGGUUGAAAACACGUCAGGUAUGCCCGCUAGAUAAUUCGGAAUGGGAAUUCCAGAAGUAUGGUCGUUAG